AUGUUGAUGAGCCGAAUUCUUUGCCGUGUAACCCCUCGUCAAGUGAUGACGUCGCGACUUAUCGCCAGCACGUUGGUUCGUCGUGAUGUGAAGACGCCAAUCCAGGAAUGGGGAUGGGCGUAUCUUAUGCGACAGAAGAAACUCGGACGUCCGAUCUCACCACAUCUUACUGUCUACCAACCUCAGCUUACCUGGAUGGUUUCGGGUCUUCAUCGUGUUACCGGAUGUGUUAUGGCUGGAGUACUGCUCUUCGGAAGCAUUGGAUUCGCAGCACUUCCCUUCAACUUUACACAGUUUGUUGAGUACAUCCGUAGCUGGCAUAUUCCGCCAAUUAUCACAUCUGUUUUCAAGUUUGUAAUUGCGUUCCCCAUUAUCUUCCACACAUUGAACGGGAUUCGAUUCAUCGGAUUUGAUCUUGCGAAGGGAGUGGAUAACACCAAAGCGAUCUACAAAAGCGGCUACCUGGUUCUUGGUCUCUCGGCUAUUAUUGCUGCUGCAGUGGUGGUCAAUGCCUGGCCAAAACAAUGCUGCGAAGAACACACAGCGAAGAAGCAUUGA
Molecule: messenger RNA, 558 nt
Organism: Necator americanus (New World hookworm)
Lineage: Eukaryota; Metazoa; Nematoda; Chromadorea; Rhabditida; Ancylostomatidae
Exons: 5
Coding region: 1-558 (185 amino acids)
Biological process (GO): mitochondrial electron transport, succinate to ubiquinone; tricarboxylic acid cycle
Cellular component (GO): membrane
Molecular function (GO): oxidoreductase activity, acting on the CH-CH group of donors; electron transfer activity
Source: RefSeq, a predicted model, not a curated record